AUGAUUUAGCAAAUAAAUUUAAAGUUCAAAUGUUAACAAGAUGAUCAUAAGGAUGAGAUAGACACAGUUUGUUAUAACUAGUUUUGUACAGAAUUUAGAUUAAAUUGCUUUAAAUGUAUUAAGAAAGGUAAAAUUCAUAAUGAUCAUUUUGAUGAUGUUGAAAAAAUUAAUACCAUUAUGGAUUUUAUUGAGAAUAAAAAUAUAGAAUGUGAUAAUUUGAUUAAUGAUCUUAAUAAAUUAGUAGAGAGUAUGAAUCAAUCAUUUUCUUAAUUAAAAAUGGGAAUCAGAUUUAAAUAUUCAUUAUAAAAGGAAAGAUUAGAACAUUUGAAUUCAUU
Molecule: messenger RNA, 335 nt
Organism: Paramecium pentaurelia
Lineage: Eukaryota; Ciliophora; Oligohymenophorea; Peniculida; Parameciidae
Source: the annotation of a GenBank genome assembly